Xenia sp. Carnegie-2017 is the source of this 1430-nucleotide messenger RNA. RefSeq lists its product as uncharacterized. Lineage: Eukaryota; Metazoa; Cnidaria; Anthozoa; Malacalcyonacea; Xeniidae. The record is from RefSeq and is a predicted model, not a curated record.
UCCUAGCAGUACUUUUGUUCUUUGGCAUUCGUCACUGUAAUAACAAUAAUAACAAGAUGGAUAACGAAUACGAUAAGAUUCAAGGCCAGAUAGUUUUGGAUUGUUUUUUAAAUGUCAGUAAACGGAGACCUGAACCAGAAGAUAAUGGUAACGAAGAAUUUGAAGCAGCUGAGCAUGAAAAUAUUGGAAACAAUAUUAAACUACGUUUUCCAAAGUCUUCUUUAGAAGAGUUUACGGAAGUAGAAGGAAGUAAGAAAGCACUGACUCUUCGCAAUGGAGUGAAGCUUACGUACGGUCAAAUAAUUGCAUUAGCAGGUGACUUCUAUGGUAUACCAGAGCAGCCAAUAGUGGACCCUAAAGAAGAUAAACGUCACAAUCCUGAUGGUCUUCAUCACCGUUUCAUUGCCGCGUACAACACACUUGCAGGUAGAGAUUACGAAGAUAUCAAAAAGGAGCUACAACAAAUAUUGGAGAUAAUGAAAGAUGAGAAAGAUAAAGUUGAAAACUCGCUUGUCGAAAAAUGGGAUGAAGUUCUUGGUGGAAAAUGGAUUUUCGGAGUCCCCGUCAUCCUUGGACGAAUGAUGAAGCUCGCAAGCAACAAUCACGACCAUUUUCUUCCAUAUUCAAAAGAUGCAUAUUUGGCAGGUCACGAGCUUGCUCUAUCAAAAGCAAAAGAAGCAAGUAAAGCAGAGCUGUAUGAGAUGAAAAUAGCACUUUUAGAAGAAGCUUAUUCCAUCGAUGCGUUUGCUUGUCAUUUUCUAACGGAUAGCUUUUCCAGUGGCCAUAUACGAGUACCAAGAAAAGAGUUGCACAACGAGGUUACACCAUCCAAAGUUGGAGAUUAUCUGUGUAAAUUCAUGCACGACGAAGACAAUGAGUUCGGCAUCAACGUAAGGAACAAAAAUGGAAUUAAGUGGAAGGCCUAUGGUGAUGGAAUGUUGCUGAAUGAUGAAAGCAAAGAAAACAAGGCAAUUGCCAUCGAAGCUGUUCAGACUUCUGUCAAUCACGUUUAUCAAGCCUUUCAUCAUCCUGAAAAUGUAGGAGACUCAAGUAUAGUGACUGAUUACAUUCCAUUUGUUGAUAAAGACGAGGAAAACAUACCAAUGUUUCAGGUCAAAGAAGGCAAGCUAUUACGAAGGGCUGACCUUGAAAACACAUCUGAUCCAAAUACAGUCAACGAUUGGUAUGGAUGGACGACGGUAGCUCAACUGCGAUCGUACAAUCCAAAUGGUCUGGCUGCUGAAAAUUGUCGAAGUUGCGGCCAUAGCUUAAAUCCUGAAAUUUCUCAAUAAUCAACAUUUGGUUGCUAUAUAUUUAGGGUUUUAUUAGGUGGUUACUAGGUAUGAACGGUUAAAUAGCAGGUUACUAAGUUACAUUAUUUUGUAUUCACAAUCUUUUUUGACAUAUAUGACAAAGAAAUCAACUGAAAA